This is a messenger RNA of Scheffersomyces amazonensis, 1093 nucleotides long. RefSeq names its product cytochrome c1 heme lyase (gene CYT2). Gene Ontology annotation, molecular function: holocytochrome-c synthase activity. The transcript has a single exon. Bases 189 to 971 code for a protein of 260 amino acids. The record is from RefSeq and is a predicted model, not a curated record. Lineage: Eukaryota; Fungi; Ascomycota; Pichiomycetes; Serinales; Debaryomycetaceae. Gene Ontology annotation, cellular component: mitochondrion. Gene Ontology annotation, biological process: cytochrome c-heme linkage.
GACGACGACUCUUAUAGCCAAACAGUAACCCACUUUAGAUAUAAGAUUUUUCAGUUAGAAUUUAGUAGUAAUUCAAAUAGAAAACCAGUUGCGUCACUUCACACAGUUUUUUUAUAAUUUUUGCGCAGCCCAGAACAUUUGUCUUCGUAGUAAGAUGAACAUUAGAGACGAAGUAACCACUGUACACAAUGAGUAAAGAAGAAGUAAGUGGAUGUCCUGUAGAUCAUACAACAAGGGAAGCAUGGAUACAACGUAGUUCAGGUAAAAAUAUUCCUGUAGAUCAUCCAAAAAUUGAAAAUAUAGUAGAAGGAGAACAAGCUAAAUGUCCAGUAGAUCAUUCAGCUAGAGAAGCUUGGGUUAGUAAAGUAUCAGUAUCAGCAUCAGCAUCCAAUAUUCCAGAAGCUAUUGAAGUUGAUAAAUCAUGUUCAUCGGAUAAAUUAAUUAAUACAUUUGAAGAUACAACUACCACCAAUAUAAAUCUUCCUACUGAAAGAGAUAUAAGUUCUAUACCUAGAACAUCUUCAAAUUCUAACUGGAUAUAUCCAUCUCAAAAGCAAUUUUAUGAGGCCAUGAAACGGAAAAACUGGAAUCCAACAGCUGAUGAUAUGAAAACAGUUGUACCGAUUCAUAAUGCUGUUAAUGAAAGAGCGUGGUAUCAUAUUUUACAAUGGGAACAACCAUUAAAUGAAAAAACUGUGAAAGAAUGUGGUGGAGUAACCUUAACAAGUUUUAAAGGAGAUCUGAAGAAGUUAACUCCUAGAGCUUGGUUUAACUCAACCUUUUUAGGUUAUGAGAAACCAUUUGAUAGACAUGAUUGGACAAUAAGCAGAUGCGGAACAGACGUUCAAUACGUUAUUGACUUUUAUGGAGGUGCUGGACAAGGUACUGGAGUAUUUCUUGAUGUUAGACCCAAAAUAAAUACAUGGGAAGGGUUUAAAUUAAGAAUUUUCAGAGCAUUAAAUUGGAAUUAACUAACUUCAUUUGGUUUUAAUACUUGUACAUAGAUUAAAAUAGACAUUAGCAAUAAAAAUUUGUUUAAUUUAUAUUUAGAUGAUAUGAAUAAUAAAUAUAUACAGUUAAAUAAGGAUGCUCA